AUGGCAGAGUUGGAGGACAUCGAUGGUAAACAGUCAAUGACUGGUGAAUUGGAUUUAAUGAGAAUUGACAAACAUGUUGGAAAUGUAAAUGAGCAAAAUGAGAAUGGAAAUACUGCGCUUCAUUUGGCAAUUUCAAGUAAUUCCGAUAUAGGAAUAUUAAGAUCCUUGCUGAUUAAUGGUGCUCAAUUGGAUAUCACAAACAAUGAUGGAUAUACACCUCUUGAAUGUCUUCAACACGGAUCAUGGAAAACAGCGCUGAGUUUGUUAAAGUUAGAGAAACAAUUUGAUUUUCGAGACAACAAUGGUGGAACGUUACUACAUUCGUUGAUGGAUAGGUUAGGCGAUAAUAUUUGGGGAAUUGUAAGACCAGAUGAUAUUGAGGUUGGUCAUAUCGGUCAUGUUGAACAGGAUGAGCUUAUCGGUCUAUUCUGGGAAGGUAUUCUGAGAGAAAUUCAUGAAUAUCAAAUUGAUUUGAAUCUUCAGGAUAACUUUGGAAAUACGCCGUUGCAUAUCGCUGCUAAUUUCUGGCCCUCUUCAAAAAACUUAGAUGUAAUGCUCACUCAUUUCGACAAUAUCGAUCCAUUUAUUUGUGAUUGUAGUGGCAACUCAUUCCUUCACGUCUAUUUAACAAGACAUAGUGUCCAUGAUGAGACCGAAUUCGACAAACGCCUUUUCCAGGGGGUAUAUCGCAACCUCUCAAUGCAUAGAAUAGAAAAAUUACUCAACACUCAAAAUAAUGAAAUGGAAACACCAUUGCAUGUUUUUGUUAAAACUCAGUUCAACAACGUGAAUGUAUCCAAUUUGAAGCGAAUAAUCGAAGCAGGUUCAAGUGUCAACCUUAAAAACAUACUUGGAGAAACAGUACUUCAUUGCCUAUUCCGAAGGGAAAUGGACACAGACUAUGAUAAUGCUGACAUCACUAGUAACGUAUACGAAGAUUCAAACAUUGAAAACAAGAUCCAGAAUAUCAAAGAAAACUGCAGGUUUCUUGUUUCCAGAGGUGCUGAUAUAAAUCUGCAAAACAAUAAGGGAGAAUCUCCCAUCUUUCUCGCUAAUUCGGAAAGUGUUGUCGGUACUAUGAUAGAUAUUGGUGCUGAUGUUAAUAUUACAAAUAGUUUAGGACAAUCGUUGUUAAUUUCAGUUGUGAAUAAACGCGAUGUAAAUUUGGAUAUUAUUCGACUGUUGUUAAUGAGAGGUGUUAACGUAAACUUAGUUGAUAUUCAUGGUAAUAAUGUCUUGCAUUUUGUUGCAUGGCAUGGUACAAACCCGGAUAUACUUCCAGAACUUAACAAACAGGGCGUUUCCGUCGUAACUGACAAUCUGGGACAACUACCAUGCACUGUUGCCUAUAAUAGAGGAAAUUACGUUCAAUUUAAACAUGUGUGCAGGUGCCCCGGGGAGUUGCACAUACAGAGAGAUCAUUUCUUAUUGACGAAGGAAAUUAUAUCAGUUCAAGAACUCAAAGAAAAUUCAAAAAAGUUUGAUGGGAUCUUUAAGAGAUUUCAACCUUUCCGAGGAAACAUACAUGAACUCCUGCAUUUACCUAGCUUUGGACCAAUUACAUUUGAGGGCGAGUCAGAUUUGAUCAAAUCAGUUGUAAAGGACCUUGUUGUAGCUAUCUGCAAGAAAAUAACUGAAAAGCACGACUACUUCUCGAUAUCUCUUGUUGAUUCUGGUAGUGUUUCAGAGAAGACAAAGGUAAAUCUGCCAAACGAAUUCGAUUUUUUGUGUAUUUUUAAAGAACUAGGUAAAAUAUGUUUUAUUGAUGAAGAAAAAACGGAUAGUGAUCCAGGUUAUGCAUACUUGAAGUUAAAAGAUGAAUACAAGGACCAUGCAUGCAAAGUACUUUUUGACGAUAAUGGAUAUCUUGACACAUUUCAGAUCCGUGAUAGAAUAUAUACUGUUAUUGACGACUUAUUUUUGUCGCAGGAAAUUUUUUCUCAUCCUAAUAUGUCAUAUGUUCAAGACCAUUUUAAGGGUGCAGACUGUCCAACAUUUCAUUUUACUGUUUUGUGGCAAGGAUGUAUGUAUAAACAUUUGAAAAUAGACAUUGACUUGGUUCCUUCCUGUCAGAUAAUGGGCUGGUGGCCGAAGUAUACAAUCAUUAAUUCAAUUUACUGUGAUGCUCAGAACAUUUUAGAUGAGGGUGCCGUUUUGAUUAUUCAGACUGAAUUAGAUGACGACAAUAAUCCAUACUCAAAGCAAAGAGUUUCAGCAAUCAGAGCUGAGCAAUCUCAUAUGCGAGGAUUACCACAGAUUGCAAUUGAUGCAUAUCUUCUGUCAAAAAUUGUGUGUAACUCUCCUGUGUAUGCUUAA
Mytilus trossulus (common blue mussel) is the source of this 2316-nucleotide messenger RNA. RefSeq lists its product as uncharacterized. Gene Ontology annotation, molecular function: protein binding. The transcript is spliced from 2 exons. The record is from RefSeq and is a predicted model, not a curated record. Lineage: Eukaryota; Metazoa; Mollusca; Bivalvia; Mytilida; Mytilidae. Bases 1 to 2316 code for a protein of 771 amino acids.